Phytomonas sp. EM1 is the source of this 1464-nucleotide messenger RNA. The record is from the annotation of a GenBank genome assembly. NCBI's taxonomy places the organism in Eukaryota, Euglenozoa, Kinetoplastea, Trypanosomatida, Trypanosomatidae.
AUGAGUUUUUUUUUCAAUCGUCAAAAAACUCCGAGCGGAAGCUAUGACAAUGAGUACGAGCUCCUGGACGAGCCCAUCUACAGCGCCAUGCACAUUCCUCUUAGGCUCAACCCAAAGGAGCGAAAGGUGCAGCGACUGAUGCGGGGGAUUAUUUUGGCGUCGUGCUACACCGACAAGGUGGAUUCCACCUCCGCGAUGAACUUGAAGCGGGAUAUGAUCAUCGUUCGGGAGUUGAUCAACAUCUUCAGUGGGCUCAUCAUCGGCUUAGAUUUCUCCAGUGCGUCGACGCUAUUGCGGAACAAGGAGUUCGCGCCGUACAGCGAGGAGGUGCGGACGGCGAUUGAAACCUGCCGACGAUACAAAAUCAUGAACCCCGAUCUGAUGCGCACGGAUUACGUGAAGUUUUUAUACAUGGUGCAGGAUGCGGUGCAAAACGUCGGGGUGCGGGAUGUGUUGAGUUUCGACGCUGCCUCCGAGCUCGUUACGGUGGGAAGCUAUUGCGAGGAGCUCGGCGUGCAGGAGAUCUUGAAGGAUAGCAGGCUGCCACUUUGCAUCACCCCGAUCCCCCCGAUGGCAAAUCGAACCGUACUGAACAAAUGUCUUCGUUACAAGGACGUGAUGGUGAACAAGAUGGUCAAGGAGUACGCCCAGAAGCAUCAAAAGAGCGAAGAGAGCAUUGAGGUGAUUAUUCGAAGUCUAAACGAUGCCAACUGCUUUUCAAACGAUAAUGCUAAGACGACGGAGGAGCUGCUCGGGCUCCUGCGGAAGUAUUUCCACCCCACCCAGUACGACGACCUCACAAAUUUAGCGAUUGAGGAGGGCACCUCAGGCAGCCGCAUCUCGCACACCCACGCCCGUCAGUACUCCUACGUCGUUCAGAGUCUUUCGCUCUGGAAGGCGAUCUGUAGUCGGAUGUACAUGCUCUGGACGAUCGCCGAAAGCGAUAUGCUCAACCCGGAGGAAAAAUACGAGCUCCGUUUCACCGGGCAGGGGCUUCAGCGUGUGCAAAAGGCACCCAAACUCUUUCGUGCGAUCGAGGCGAUUUUAAAGCAAACGAAGGAGGAGGUUGGGGAGUGGGUGGGCUCGGAGCGGAUUCACCUCGGGGAUGAUCAAGUGCCCAACGCGUUUUACUUUAUCGACAAGUAUGGGCAGGUUUCCCGCAUUCUCGUGCCCAUCCUGCGGACCUUGAAUAAGGUGGAUGAGCUCAUGACCAAUCGCGAUUGCGCCGCCUACAUCACGGACGUCUGGGGAAGCGCGGUGAAUGCGAAGGUGGCCAUUCUUGGGGAUUUCUUCCGUCAUGGGUUUGAUGGGAGCGGUGGGGAUAACAUGGAGGACGCCGGGAGCUGCAUCGACGGACGCCUGACGAGUGCCUGGAACUGGUGUAAUAAUAUUCGCUUUAAAACAUUUUAUCCUCUUUUCUUGUGGGCCGGGUUUAGCUCUUUUGAUGGUGAGAUGAGUACUUAA